CUUUGUAUCUUGCAGGAAGAGCCAAGGAGCAAAUCCAAGAUCUGUGCCAAUGUUUUCUGUGGAGCUGGGCGGGAGUGUGCAGUGACCGAGAAGGGAGAGCCAACCUGCCUCUGCAUUGAGAAAUGCAAACCUCACAAGAGGCCUGUGUGCGGUAGCAAUGGCAAGACGUACCUGAACCACUGUGAGCUGCACCGUGAUGCGUGCCUCACUGGCUCCAAGAUCCAGGUGGAUUACGAUGGCCACUGUAAAGAGAAGAAGUCUGAGAAUCCAGCUGCAAGUCCAGUCGUCUGCUACCAGUCAGACAGAGAUGAGUUGCGUCGCCGCGUCAUCCAGUGGCUGGAAGCUGAGAUUAUCCCAGACGGCUGGUUUUCCAAGGGUAGCAACUACAGCGAAGUCCUGGACAAGUAUUUCAAGAGCUUUGACGAUGGCGAUUCUCGCUUGGACUCCACUGAAUUCCUGAAAUUUGUGGAGCAGAAUGAGACUGCUGUCAACAUCACCACCUACAUGGACCAGGAGACCAACAAGCUGCUCAG
Tauraco erythrolophus (red-crested turaco) is the source of this 533-nucleotide messenger RNA. The record is from RefSeq and is a predicted model, not a curated record. NCBI's taxonomy places the organism in Eukaryota, Metazoa, Chordata, Aves, Musophagiformes, Musophagidae.